Eptesicus fuscus (big brown bat) is the source of this 1322-nucleotide messenger RNA. RefSeq names its product Rho family GTPase 2 (gene RND2). The transcript has 5 exons. The record is from RefSeq and is a predicted model, not a curated record. Gene Ontology annotation, biological process: small GTPase-mediated signal transduction. Lineage: Eukaryota; Metazoa; Chordata; Mammalia; Chiroptera; Vespertilionidae. Gene Ontology annotation, molecular function: GTP binding; GTPase activity. The coding region runs from base 87 to 776 and encodes 229 amino acids.
CGAGCGGCUGCAGCUGCAGCGGCGGGGGAGGCGGCAGCGGGGCCCGGGAGGGGGGCUCCGCGGGGUGCCGGCGUGUAGCCGGGACCAUGGAGGGGCAGAGCGGCCGCUGCAAGAUCGUGGUGGUGGGGGACGCGGAGUGCGGCAAGACGGCGCUGCUGCAGGUGUUCGCCAAGGACGCCUACCCCGGGAGUUAUGUCCCCACCGUGUUUGAGAACUACACCGCCAGCUUUGAGAUAGACAAGCGCCGCAUCGAGCUCAACAUGUGGGACACUUCAGGUUCCUCUUACUAUGAUAACGUCCGGCCCCUCGCCUAUCCUGAUUCGGACGCUGUGCUCAUCUGCUUCGACAUUAGCCGACCAGAAACACUGGACAGUGUCCUCAAGAAGUGGCAAGGGGAGACUCAGGAGUUUUGUCCCAAUGCCAAGGUUGUGCUGGUUGGCUGUAAACUGGACAUGCGGACCGACCUGGCCACACUGAGGGAGCUGUCCAAGCAGAGGCUUAUCCCCGUUACACAUGAGCAGGGCACCGUGCUGGCCAAGCAGGUGGGGGCCGUGUCCUACGUGGAGUGCUCCUCCCGGUCCUCUGAGCGCAGCGUCAGGGACGUCUUCCACGUGGCCACAGUGGCCUCCCUGGGCCGUGGCCAUAGGCAGCUGCGCCGAACUGACUCACGCCGGGGACUGCAGCGAUCCACGCAGCUGGCAGGAAGGCCAGACCGGGGGAAUGGGAAUGAAGGCGAGAUACACAAGGAUCGAGCCAAGAGUUGCAACCUCAUGUGAGGAGCCGGGGAGGGGCAGCGUGUCAGGAGGGGUGGUGAAGGGCACAAUGGUUCCCCUGCCUGCACCCUGGCUUCCUGACCCCCUGACUGGCUGGAACUUCAGGGCCGGUUGAGUGAGCAAUUCUCCUGGGCCAGGGACCUGGAGGCAGAGGGUACCAUCAUUCCCCACACCCUCAUCCCCCUCCUCUCCACAGGAAGUUGAGGGAGCUAGCAGAGCAGGCAUCUGGGUCAGGAGCUGGGACGGGGCAGGGGGCUUAGGGAAGCUGGCAUCGAGCAGUGACCUUGGUUGAGUCUGGGUAGAUGAGGAGUGCCUUCCCUCCCUGCCCCCAGCGCCCAGAUCCUGGUCCUGGCUUCCUUCCCGAAGGAAAGUGUCCAUUCCAUGAACUUCCCUUUUCCUCUCCUCUCACUUCUACAGCUGUGCUCACUUACCCUAACCUCCAGGCAACAUGCACUAAAUUAAAAAGCAAGUUAAGAAGCCCUUCCCCCCAUAUACCCACCAGUCCUAGCUCCCCCCUCUCUUCCCCAGCAGUCCCCAAAUAAAGCCCAU